GGAGGAGUGGACUGCAGUGGGGGGCUCAGCGAGAAACAAGUGGUGGUAGGUCUGCCUUUGACAUUAGCUGCUGUCAUGGACAUUUCUACACAUAACAGUUCAUUUGGCCGACUUUAAUGUGUCCGACGAGACAAAGAAGCAGUCAGAAUGAAGUUUAAUUCAAAAUAACUUUGAUCGAAGUAACAAAAAACCAUCAGGGGGUUUGCUGUCAGCUAGCUCGCUAGCCUGGUUUGAGCUGCAGCUUCUACAACAAGGGCUGAACUGAGCUGUCUUAGGAGGAUGCCUGUGAAUGCUCCUAUUUGCACUUUGGGAUUAAUCCUGUGGAUAUUGUUGCAAUUGUGGGAUUAAUACUCAGACAGAAGCGAUGCCCGUGAAAGGAGAAGAAUCUCCUCCUGCAGCAGAGGAGGACGUACCUGCUACACAGUCCUCUCAACCAGGCGAACAUUCCCUGUCAGCAGUGUCUAAUACUUUGAAACACAAUGAGGAGAACAGUCUCCAGGCUGACAGCGCCUCUGCAAGUCCUGAAGUCAAAACAAAAGAGCGUGAGGCUGAGCAGGCGUCCUCUGAGGUAAAUUCAGGAAAGCCAUCAACAGGGGCGACCACCCAGAGACCUUCCAGAGCUGCCGCGCCGAUGCUCUGCUCAGGGCCCGAGGCGAGGGACCGCCUCAAGUUCAUUCUGGGAGCAUCAGAGGACAACUCCUCAGACGAGGAACCUCUGGUCACCAAACCUCCAAGCGGCACAUCUCAGCCACCGAACUCCAACUCCAGACCUUCAUCUCGGCGGUCUUCCUCUGCAGGGAUGCAGUCCAACUCCUCAGGCAUCAAGCCUAGCAUGUCUGGUCUUCACUUGGUGAAAAAAGGACGUGAGCAGAGAAAGAUGGACCUGCAGAGGGACUUCACUGUGGCCUCUCCUGCUGAGUUUGUCACCAGGUUUGGUGGAAACCGUGUCAUUGAAAAAGUGCUGAUAGCCAACAAUGGUAUAGCUGCAGUGAAAUGUAUGCGUUCUAUUCGUCGCUGGUCCUAUGAAAUGUUUCGUAAUGAGAGGACCAUCCGAUUUGUGGUGAUGGUGACCCCUGAAGACCUGAAAGCUAAUGCAGAAUACAUAAAAAUGGCAGACCAUUAUGUGCCCGUCCCUGGUGGGCCCAACAAUAACAACUACGCCAACGUAGAGCUGAUAGUGGACAUUGCUAAAAGGAUCCCAGUGCAGGCGGUUUGGGCCGGUUGGGGUCAUGCCUCAGAAAACCCCAAACUGCCCGAGCUGUUGAGCAAAGCAGGAAUAUCGUUUUUAGGGCCGUCCAGUAAGGCCAUGUGGGCUCUUGGGGAUAAGGUGGCUUCUUCCAUUGUGGCUCAGAGUGCUGACAUUCCCACGCUACCAUGGAGCGGAUCAGGUCUGAGAGUGGACUGGGAAGAGGAGGACCAAAUACUGGGGAAUGUAAUCAGUGUUCCUCCAGAGAUCUACGUAAAAGGCUGUGUUCAGGAUGUAGAUGAUGGGCUUGAAGGGGCUGAGAGGAUCGGUUAUCCGAUUGUCAUCAAGGCUUCUGAGGGCGGAGGUGGAAAGGGGAUCCGGAAGGUUGAAAGCUCUGACGAUUUUACAAGUGCUUUUAGACAGGUUCAGACAGAGGUACCAGGCUCGCCUAUCUUCGUCAUGCAGCUGGCUCAGCAUGCUCGACACCUUGAGGUUCAGAUCCUUGCAGAUGAGUAUGGAAACGCCAUCUCUCUGUUUGGACGAGAUUGCUCCAUCCAGAGGAGACACCAGAAGAUCAUCGAAGAGGCCCCUGCAACCAUAGCAGCUCCCUCAACCUUUGAGCAAAUGGAACGGUUUGCUGUGAGACUGGCCAAGAUGGUGGGCUACGUGAGUGCAGGUACUGUGGAGUAUCUCUUCUCUGAGGACGGAAGUUUCCACUUCCUGGAGCUGAAUCCUCGCCUGCAGGUUGAACAUCCCUGCACUGAGAUGAUUGGAGAUGUGAACCUGCCAGCUGCUCAGCUACAGAUUGCGAUGGGGAUCCCCCUGCACAGAAUAAAAGACAUCCGCUUGCUUUAUGGAGAGACUCCAUGGGGUGACACUUUCAUUACCUUUGAGACCCCAGAGUGCAUACCAAGUCCAAGAGGGCACGUUAUAGCUGCUCGGAUUACCAGUGAGAACCCUGAUGAGGGGUUUAAGCCCAGCUCUGGUACUGUUCAGGAGCUGAACUUCCGCAGCAGUAAAAAUGUUUGGGGCUAUUUCAGUGUAGGGGCAACUGGUGGCCUGCAUGAAUUUGCAGACUCACAGUUCGGACACUGUUUCUCUUGGGGGGAGAACCGUGAAGAAGCUAUCUCGAACAUGGUGGUGGCUAUGAAGGAGCUCUCCAUCAGAGGCGACUUCAGGACCACGGUGGAAUACCUCAUUAAGUUGCUGGAGACAGAAAGCUUCAGAAACAAUGACAUCGACACUGGCUGGCUGGAUCAUCUAAUUGCAGAGAAAGUGCAGGCGGAGAGACCAGAUACCAUGCUGGGGAUUGUUUGCGGGGCCUUGCAUGUUGCUGAUGCAAGCUUCAGAAAGAGCAUGUCCGACUACCUACAUUCACUUGAAAGAGGCCAAGUACUUCCUGCAGCCAGCCUCCUCAACUCUGUCAGUGUUGACCUGAUAUACGAGGGAGUCAAGUUCUAUCUCAAGGUGGCUCGCCAAUCUCCAACUACCUAUGUCAUCAUAAUGAACGGCUCCAACAUCGAAAUAGAUGUCCACCGGAUGAGUGAUGGUGGCCUCCUGCUGUCUUAUGACGGCAGCAGCCACACCACCUACAUGAAGGAGGAAGUGGACAGCUACCGCAUCACUGUCGGCAACAAGACUUGUGUCUUUGAGAAAGAGAAGGACCCCACGGUGCUGAGGUCGCCAUCCGCUGGGAAACUGCUGCAGUACAUUGUGGAGGAUGGGGGUCAUAUUUUUGGAGGAGAGACGUAUGCAGAGAUCGAGGUGAUGAAGAUGGUUAUGACGCUGACUGUCCAUCAGUCUGGUUGUAUCCACUUUGUCAAGAGGCCUGGAGCAGUUCUGGAGCCGGGUUGUGUGGUGGCACGGAUAGACCUGGAUGACCCCAGCAGUAUACAUCCUGUGGAGCUUAACACAGCCAUAUUACCACCCCAACAACCACUGCCCAUUGUGGGAGAAAAGCUUCACCAGGUGUUCCACAGCGUGCUGGAAAACUUGUUCAAAGUAAUGGAUGGUUACUGCCUGGAGGAGCCCUAUUUUAGCAGCAAGCUGAAACAGUGGGUGGCUACCCUGAUGAAGACCUUGAGGGACCCCUCACUGCCACUGUUAGAACUUCAGGAGAUCAUGACGAGUGUGGCCAGUCGCGUUCCUCCUGGUGUGGAGAAAAGCAUCCGCAAAGUCAUGGCCCAGUACGCCAGCAACAUCACAUCUGUCCUCUGCCAGUUCCCCAGCCAAAGAAUAGCAAAUAUCCUGGAUAGUCAUGCAGCAACUCUACAGCGAAAGGCUGACCGAGAGGUUUUCUUCAUGAAUACUCAGAGUAUUGUUCAGUUGGUACAGAGGUACCGAAGUGGAAUUCGGGGUUAUAUGAAGUCUGUGGUUCUCGAUCUGCUGAAGCGAUACCUGCAAGUGGAGAUGCAGUUUCAGCAAGCUCACUACGACAAGUGUGUAAUCAACCUAAGAGAGCAGCACAAACCUGACAUGAGUCCUGUGCUGGAGUAUAUCUUCUCUCAUGCACAGGUCUCCAAAAAGAACAUCCUUGUCACAAUGCUCAUUGACCAACUAUGUGGACGGGAUCCCACGCUGGCAGAUGAGCUGAUGGCCAUUCUGAACGAGCUCACGCAGCUCAGCAAGAUGGAGAACUCUAAGGUGGCAUUAAGAGCCAGACAGGUUUUGAUUGCAUCCCAUUUACCGUCAUACGAGCUGAGGCACAACCAGGUGGAGUCCAUCUUUCUCUCAGCCAUCGAUAUGUACGGACACCAGUUUUGUCCAGAAAACUUGAAGAAACUCAUCCUCUCUGAAACCUCCAUCUUUGACGUCUUACCAAAUUUCUUCUAUCACUCCAAUCAAGUGGUUUGCAUGGCUGCUUUGGAGGUGUAUGUGCGCAGAGCUUACAUCGCCUAUGAGCUAAACAGCAUCCAGCAUCACCAGCUGCAAGAUGGAACGUGCGCUGUAGACUUCCAGUUCAUGCUGCCAUCCUCACAUCCCAACAGAGGGAGCAGCCCUACUCUGAACAGGGUUCCUGUGCCAGUCAGUGGAUCAGGCCAGUUUCAGAUGAGGCGGCAGAGCAGUGAGCUCUACCUGGAGGGAGCUUUCUCUCCACCCUGCCAGCGCAUGGGCGCCAUGGUGGCCUUCCAGUGUUUUGAUGACUUCAGAAGGAAUUUUGAUGAAGUGCUCUCCAGUUUUGCUGAACCACUAUUAGAGACUGCUCCGUUCUCAGAGUCCUGCUCUAGUCUCUAUGAGGAGGAGAACUCGAAGAAUACAAGAGAGAAUCCAAUCCACAUCAUUAAUGUGUCCAUUAAAACAGCAGACACAGAAGAUGACGACGCAUUGGUGACAGCCUUCACUUCCUUUGCUCAGACAAAGAAAACUGCCCUGUUCGAGUAUGGAAUCAGGAGAAUCACAUUUCUGGUUGCACAAAAGAGAGAAUUCCCAAAGUUCUUCACCUUCAGAGCAAGAGAUGGUUUCCAGGAGGAUCGUAUUUACCGUAAUCUGGAGCCAGCGUUAGCUUUUCAGCUGGAGCUCAACCGCAUGAGGAACUUUGGCCUGACAGCUGUUCCCUGUGCCAACCACAAGAUGCACCUCUACCUCGGUGCUGCUCGAGUGCAGGAGGGGACUGAAGUCACAGACUACCGCUUCUUCAUACGAGCUAUUAUUCGCCACUCAGAUCUCAUCACAAAGGAAGCUUCCUUUGAAUACCUUCAAAAUGAGGGAGAGCGUCUCCUGUUGGAAGCCAUGGAUGAACUGGAGGUGGCCUUUAGUAACACAAGUGUCCGCACUGACUGCAACCACAUCUUCCUCAACUUUGUUCCCACUGUUAUCAUGGACCCCUCCAAAAUAGAGGAGUCAGUUCGCUCCAUGGUGAUGCGAUAUGGCAGCCGUCUCUGGAAGCUGCGAGUCCUGCAGGCUGAGUUGAAGAUCAAUAUCCGCCUGACACCGACAGGGAAUGCCAUCCCUGUCCGCCUGUUUCUCACUAAUGAGUCAGGCUAUUACUUAGACAUCAGCCUGUACAAGGAGGUCACUGACCUGAGUUCUAGACAGAUCAUGUUCCAGUCGUAUGGAGACAAGCCAGGCCCUCUUCAUGGCAUGCUGAUCAACACUCCGUACGUGACCAAAGAUCUGCUGCAGGCCAAGCGCUUCCAGGCUCAGACUCUGGGGACUACAUAUGUCUAUGACUUUCCUGAGAUGUUCAGACAGGCACUAUUCAAGCUGUGGGGUCCAGGGGACAAAUACCCCAAAGAUGUACUGAUUUGCACUGAGCUGGUUCUGGACCCUCAAGGUCGACUUGUGAAUAUGAACCGCCUUCCUGGAGACAAUGAUGUGGGAAUGGUUGCCUUCAGGAUGAAGAUGAAGACUCCAGAGUACCCAGAGGGCAGAGACAUCAUUGUCAUCUGCAACGACAUCACUCACAUGAUCGGCUCGUUCGGCCCACAGGAGGAUGAGUUGUUCCUGAAGGCGUCUGAGCUGGCUCGGGCUGAGGGAAUCCCACGCAUUUACAUUGCAGCAAACAGCGGAGCGCGCAUCGGCCUCGCUGAGGAGAUCAAACACAUGUUUCAGGUGGCCUGGAUUGACCCCAAAGACCCCUACAAGGGGUUUAAGUACCUUUACCUGACACCACAGGACUACACACGAAUCAGCUCCACCAACGCUGUUCACUGUCAUCAUGUAGAGGAGAAUGGAGAGUCCAGGUACAUCAUCACUGACAUCAUCGGGAAGGACGAUGGUCUUGGGGUUGAGAACCUGCGAGGUUCUGGCACCAUUGCUGGGGAAUCCUCAUAUGCUUAUGAGGAGAUAAUAACAAUCAGUAUGGUGACGUGUCGUGCCAUCGGAAUUGGAGCCUAUUUGGUCCGUCUGGGACAGAGGGUGAUUCAGGUAGAGAACUCUCACAUCAUCCUGACCGGAGCAGGCGCCCUAAAUAAGGUUUUAGGCAGGGAGGUCUAUACGUCCAACAACCAGCUGGGAGGAAUCCAGAUCAUGCACAACAAUGGAGUCACACACACCACUGUGCCAGAUGACUUUGAAGGCGUCUUCACCAUCCUCCAGUGGCUCUCCUAUAUGCCAAAGAACAAACACGCCCCUGUGCCUGUCAUUGCGACUACAGAUUCAGUAGACAGGGAGAUAGAGUACACACCUACGAAAGCACCGUAUGACCCCCGCUGGAUGCUGGCUGGGAGACCUCAUCCCACUGUGAAAGGAGCCUGGCAAAGCGGGUUCUUUGACCAAGGCUCCUUCAUGGAGAUUAUGGAGUCAUGGGCUAAAACCGUGGUGGUGGGCAGAGCACGGUUAGGAGGAAUUCCCCUCGGUGUCAUCGCUGUUGAGACACGUACAGUUGAGUUAACGGUCCCAGCAGAUCCAGCAAACCUGGAUUCAGAGUCAAAGGUCCUACAGCAGGCUGGCCAGGUGUGGUUUCCAGACUCUGCGUUUAAAACAGCUCAGGCCAUCAGUGACUUCAGUCGUGAACAUCUGCCUCUCAUGGUGUUUGCAAACUGGAGGGGCUUCUCUGGCGGGAUGAAAGAUAUGUAUGACCAGAUACUGAAAUUUGGGGCUUACAUCGUGGACGCCCUGCGGGGUUUCCGUCAGCCAGUGUUGGUGUACAUCCCACCACAUGCUGAGCUGAGAGGAGGCUCUUGGGUGGUUAUUGACCCCACCAUCAACCCACUGUGUAUGGAGCUCUAUGCAGACAGAGAGAGCAGAGGUGGUGUGCUUGAGGCUGAGGGCACAGUGGAGAUCAAAUUCAGAAGGAAGGACCUGCUGAAGACCAUGAAAAGACUAGAUUCAGUCUAUGCUAGUCUAGCUGAACAGCUUGCUUCCCCUCAGUUGUCUGACAAACAAAUCAAAGAGUUGGAGUCAAAACUGAAAGCAAGGGAGGAAUUCUUGUGUCCCAUCUACCACCAGGUGGCAGUGCAGUUUGUAGAUCUCCAUGACACCCCAGGCAGAAUGCAGGAGAAGGGUGUCAUCAAUGAUGUUUUGGACUGGAAGAAUGUGCGGACGUUCUUCUACUGGCGUCUGCGUCGCCUCCUGUUGGAGCAGGUGGUGAAGUGUGAUAUUCUGCAAGCCAACCAGGACCUCAGUGAUGGUCACAUGCAGUCCAUGCUGCGACGCUGGUUUGUUGAAACGGAGGGAACAGUCAAGGCCUACCUCUGGGAUACCAACAAAGUAGUGGUUGAAUGGCUUGAGAAGCAUUUGUGUGAGGAAGACGGCACACGGUCAGCAAUCCGAGAGAACAUCAAGUACCUCAAGAGAGAAAACACCCUGAAACAUAUCCGCAGCCUGGUGGAGGCCAACCCUGAUGUAGCCAUGGACUGCAUCAUCCACAUGAGCCAGAACAUCACUCCCUCCCAAAGGGCCAAGCUCUCACAUCUGCUCGCAACUAUAGACGGCACCAGCACCAGUUAAGCAGAGGAGUUUAUCAGGUUGAAUUUUUAAGAAGAACAAAAGUUGGGUUAGCAAUGAUUGCUCUCUAGAAAUAAGAAGGGGGAAAAAUAUUUUUUAGGAUUAUAGUUGGGGCAAUUUUUCGCAAUAAUGCACGCCAGCACAAAGUGACUUAUUCCUCAGUGAUCACUGAUCCACUACAGUUUCCUUUCUGUUGGAAACAUUACCGUUAAGUGGCGUCUCUGCAGGGAUGUCAUAGCUCGUCCACUCUUGACUGAUAAGCAGAGAAUUUUUCUUUAGAUUUUUGAGGUAAACAGUAAUUUCAGCUGCUCAUUCAGGUUCACUAUCUGUGACUGUAACGCACAUUUCAAUGGCACACUUGUAAAUAAUGCUGUAUCAGUAUUAAAAAUGCCUUAAGAGGCUCUAUGCAGCCUCCAGGGGUAUAAACGUUUCAUGAAGUGGUACAUUUCAUGUUCAGGUACUGGUGCUCAUGCUCAGUUACGUACAUAUAUUAAAUGGAGAAUUUGGUUUCAAGUUUGAAUGUAGCUCAGAAGACUGAUCAGUUUUGAAACAUUUGUGGAUAAAAUAAAGAAAAUAUGGCUGAUCAUUCUGGAGACAGAAAACCACAAAUCCUAUAAAUUCUGUUAAAUUUCUUUGAGAAUAUUUAGUUUUUUCUUACAAGAAGUAAAAUGCAGAAAAGUAACUUAAAAAGAGAUGUGUUUUUCUUCUAAUAAGAACUAUCAGUAUCAGGUGUUAAUUUGUCAUUUCACUGUUGCAUGGGCUCAGUCGUCCCUUUGUUGGUCACCUGAAGUUUGUUUAUGUGUAUCUAUGCAGCAAUGUUUUAUGUGCUCAGACAAUGCUAUGAAUGUUAAGAGGGACCGUAGCACUGUAUAUCAAACUGUAGAGAUUUUCUCGUUGUCAUGAUAAUAUAUCAGUGAUAUAAUGCAGUUAUUCUUAACACUCAGGUUUUGCAUUAAAACAUUGUCAAAGUGGAUUUCGAAAAAGAUUAAUUUGCCUUACCAGUGAUUAAAAUAUCAGCCAUGAAAUGAGAUUUGAAUGUAUAUAAAGUCUUUCCUGCGUCUUGUAUUCUUACAAUACUAAGGACUGUUUGUUAAUAAAUGUCGUUGAGAUAUUUUGGCAAA
This is a messenger RNA of Notolabrus celidotus (New Zealand spotty), 8694 nucleotides long. RefSeq names its product acetyl-CoA carboxylase beta (gene acacb). NCBI's taxonomy places the organism in Eukaryota, Metazoa, Chordata, Actinopteri, Labriformes, Labridae. The coding region runs from base 365 to 7576 and encodes 2403 amino acids. Gene Ontology annotation, biological process: fatty acid biosynthetic process. Gene Ontology annotation, molecular function: ATP binding; acetyl-CoA carboxylase activity; metal ion binding. The transcript is spliced from 54 exons. The record is from RefSeq and is a predicted model, not a curated record.